This is a messenger RNA of Penicillium cinerascens, 1665 nucleotides long. RefSeq lists its product as uncharacterized. The transcript is spliced from 4 exons. Lineage: Eukaryota; Fungi; Ascomycota; Eurotiomycetes; Eurotiales; Aspergillaceae. The coding region runs from base 1 to 1665 and encodes 554 amino acids. The record is from RefSeq and is a predicted model, not a curated record.
AUGUUCGCAUAUGUGGCCAGCCUUCUCGCCUUAUGGGCAGCAGCACACGCUUCUCCUACGCAGUCAGUUCCCACCGCCGCGGUGCGCAACGGAACCUACAUAGGUGUGCACAGCAGCACAUACAAUCAGGACUUCUUCCUGGGUAUGCCCUAUGCCCAGCAGCCAGUGGGUAACCUGCGAUUUACUGUACCGCAGCCAUUGAACGAAAACUGGAGCGAAGAGCGUGACGCGAAGGAUUAUUCAGAUAUCUGUGUGGGAUAUGGGACGGACUCUAUCUGGUAUCCUCAGUCCGAAGCUUGUUUGACGCUGAAUGUCAUCCGCAGCUCGUCUGUCACCAAAAACUCGAAACUUCCCGUAGGAGUCUGGAUCCAUGGCGGUGGAUUCUACAUGGGGUCAGGAGCGGACCAACGGUAUAACAUGUCGGCGAUUGUUGAGAAUGCUGAUAAGAUCGGCAAACCAUUCAUCGCCGUCACUCUGAACUACAGACUCUCAGCCUGGGGCUUCAUCAGCUCGAGCCAAGUCUACGGCAGCGGGAAUACUAAUCUUGGACUGAGAGACCAAAGACUGGCACUCGAAUGGGUCCAAGAGAACAUCGCUGCCUUUGGUGGUGACCCCAGCAAAGUCACAAUCUGGGGCGAGUCAGCCGGCGCAAUGUCAGUGGGUUAUCAUCUGACAGCGUAUGGAGGUCGAGACGACAAGCUAUUCCGAGCGGGCAUUAUGGAAUCGGGCGGAUCUAUCGCUGCUAGCUCGUCUAAUUACACUACGUUCCAGUCCACCUACGACCAACUGGUAUCUAAAGUGAACUGCGCGGACACAGUGGACACGCUGCAAUGCCUACGCGAAUUGCCCUUCGAGACCCUCAACUCGGUUCUGAACGGAACCGAUGGCUCUUCCGAAUAUAACUUUUCGCCAGUGGUAGACGGGGACCUGGUUCAGAACUGGGGAAGUAUUCAGCUGAACAAGCAUGAGUUCGUCAAGGUUCCUAUCCUCGCUGGCAGUAACACGGACGAAGGAACUGCAUUUGGGCCGGUCGGAAUCAAUACCACAGAGCAAUGGUAUGAGUAUCUCACUGAUGGUGGGUUUGACUUCCAGACACCUCCGUCCGUUGCCAAGGAGAUUCUCAAGCUAUAUCCCGAUGACCCGUCUCAGGGCAUCCCGGAAUUCCUCGGUGACAAGCGAGUCCCCUCAAUGGGCUACGAAUGGCGACGAACAUGUGCAUUUGCAGGAGACUAUACCAUGCAUGCAAAUCGCCGACGCCAGUGCGAAGCGUGGACAGAGACCUCGACACCGGCAUACUGCUACCGAUUCAACGUGCACUCCGCCGACACGCCACUUAUCUUCGGAGCAACGCAUUUCGAGGAAGUCUCCUUUGUAUUCCACAACAUCGCCGGGCUGGGAUAUCACUACGGGAAACCGUUCGCCGGGGUACCGCAGUCGUACAUCGAUCUGAGCUCUAUGAUGACCAGCAUGUGGGCCUCGUUCAUCCAUGACCUGGACCCUAACUCGGGAGUGGUGAACAAGUCGGUGCAUUGGGAGGCGUACGGGAAGGACAAGCCCGUUGACCUGUUCUUGAAUGCCAAUACAACUAGUCAUAUGGAGGCGGAUACCUGGCGCAAAGAGGGCAUUGACUAUAUUAACUCCGUUGCCGAGGCGUUCUGGAGAUGA